UUUCCUGGUUUAAUUUAGCAUUCUACAUUAUUCCGGCAUCGAACUGGCAUUAAUUUAAAAUGAGAAACUAAGCUCGAACCGAAAAAGACUAAUUAUGUAAAAAAUUAGAAAAAAAUAUACAAUUUCAGCACACCGUCAUAAAUGUAUCUCAUAGGAGUGAAUAAAAGUGCAAUCAGACUUUAAUGUAGAAUUUGCCGGUUGUAAUAUUGUAUGCGAAAUGUUUUCUAGUUUGUGAUGCAUAAUUAACCGGUGCAAAAGGAAAAAAAAAGUUGGAACCCGGUUAACUGUCUUAGUGGGUUUACAGUAAAAAUCGGGAUUUUCCCGGUCUAAUUUCCUUAACCGUUUUAUAUUGGCGCUAUAAAUAAAAAUUCGAGGUUAAAAAAAAGGGUUUCUCCUCUUCGCCUGAAUAAGACUUUCGUCAUCGCCAUGGCCGCCGAUGAGUUGAUGCCGACUCACAAGUCGCACAGGGCUCCCAAAUCAGGUCGUACCAUGAAGAAGAAAUCCGAAACCGACAAGAAGAAACGUGGCGUCUCCGAUAACAAGAAGCAAAACCCUAAAGCGUUUAGCUUUACAUCGGCUGCUAAGGCGAAGAUUUUGAAGCUUCACGCUGCGGAGAAGGAACAGAAACGAAUUCAUCUUCCGACUAUUGAUCGUAAUUACGGCGAUCCUCCUCCUUUCGUCGUCGUUGUUCAAGGUCCCCCAGGGGUCGGAAAGUCUCUUCUGAUUAAGUCCCUUGUGAAGCACUUUACACACCAGAAUGUACCGGAAGUUCGAGGACCUAUUACCAUUGUACAAGGUAAGAGGAAUCGGAUACAGUUUGUGGAAUGUCCUAAUGAUAUCAAUGGGAUGGUGGAUUGUGCCAAGGUUGCUGAUCUAGCUAUUCUUCUCAUAGACGGGAGUUAUGGUUUUGAGAUGGAAACCUUUGAAUUCCUCAAUAUUAUGCAAGUGCAUGGAUUUCCCAAAGUUAUGGGAGUCCUCACACACCUGGAUAAGUUCAACGACGUAAAGAAGCUAAGGAAAACAAAAAAACGUCUCACGCAUCGUUUUUGGACCGAAAUAUACAAAGGAGCUAAAUUGUUUUAUUUAUCUGGUCUCAUUCAUGGGAAGUAUUCAAAACUUGAAGUUGACAAGCUUUCCUGCUUUAUAUCUUUAUCUUUAACCAAGUUUCAUCCAUUGAAGUGGCGAACGUCACAUCCUUAUGUGUUGGCUGAUCGUAUGGAAGAUGUUUCACCGCCUGAGAAAGUUCAGAUGGAUAAGAAAUGCGAAAGGAAUAUCUCAUUGUAUGGUUACCUACGUGGUUGUAACUUAAAAAAAGGGAUGAAGGUUCAUAUUGCUGGAGUUGGUGACUAUAGUUUAGCCGGGGUGACUGCCUUACCUGAUCCUUGUCCUUUACCCUCAGCUGCCAAGAAGAAGGGUCUGCGGGACAGAGAAAAACUUUUCUACGCUCCUAUGUCCGGGAUCGGAGAUCUUUUGUAUGACAAAGAUGCUGUUUAUAUUAACAUAAAUGAUCAUCUUGUUCAGUACUCUAAAGCCGAUGAUGAAAUUGGAGAUCCUACUAAUAAAGGAAAGGGAAGGGAUGUAGGUGAAGAUUUGGUGAAGUCGUUGCAGAACACAAAAUAUUCUGUUGAUGAGAAGUUAGGGAAGACGUUCAUCAAUUUAUUUGGCAAAAAGACUAUUUCCACCAGCUCAGAAAGAAAACUUGAGGAAGAGUCAUCAGAGUCAGGUGAUGAAGCUGAAGAUUGUGUAAUGGAUGUAGAGAGCAGCGAUGGUAAAACAAAGCAGAAAAAUGAGAUCCAUGGUGGACGGUUGAGGAGGAAAGCUAUCUUCAAAGAUGAAGUUGGCGAUAGUGAUGCAAUGGGCUCAGACCAAGAUGAUGUUGAGGGAGAAGAAGAUGUUGAAUCUGACGGUGAUGAAUCUGAAGACGAAGAAGAUGACUCUGCGUCUGACUCGCAGGACUUAGAUGAAGAUGAUGUCCAGGAAGCAGAAGAUAAGGUCCUUGGUAACAUAUCAAAAUGGAAAGAACCCUUAAAGGAGAAGGGCAGAGAGAAGAAACCCAACUUGAUGCAAAUUGUUUAUGGUGCACCGGGACCAUCAGCUACUACUCCCUUGGUAAAUGAAACCCAUGCAAUUAGUGAUGAUGAUGAAGAAAGUGAUGCUGAAGACUUCUUUAAGCCAAAAGGAGAACAAAGCAAGAACUUAGGUGGGGCAAUUAAUGUGGGAUAUGUCAACGCAGAUGACUGUUCAAGAUUUGUAAAUUAUGGAAACCUGAAAAAUUGGAAAGAGAAAGAAGACUGUGAGAUCAUUCGUAAUCGAUUCACCACUGGUGAUUGGUCAAAAGCUGCUCUGAGAAAUCAAAACUCAGUUGCUGACAAUGAAGGAGAAGAUGAUGAGCUCUAUGGUGAUUUUGAGGAUCUAGAGGAGGCAGGAGAGAAGCAUAAUAUCGAUGAGAACAUGGAGUCUGAAGUAGUUGAGCGUAGUCUUAAAAAGCUGGCUCUCCGAGCGAAGUUUGAUGCGAACAAUCCCAUUUAUAGUGAAGCCAAGGAACUUGGAUACGUUGAUAAAUUGAAGGAGGAGCUUGAAACUAGAAAACAAAUGAACAUGUUAGAGCUCAAUGACCUUGAUGAGGAUACUCGAAUUGAGGUAGAAGGUUUCCGGACUGGAACAUACUUGCGUCUAGAGAUUCACAAUGUUCCUUGUGAGAUGGUCGAGUUCUUUGAUCCGUGCCAUCCAGUUCUUAUCGGAGGUAUUGGUUACGGCGAGGAUAAUGCUGGAUACAUGCAGGCACGGUUGAAGAAACAUAGGUGGCAUAAGAAAGUACUGAAGACAAGAGAUCCCAUUAUUGUGUCUAUUGGAUGGAGACGCUAUCAGACUGUUCCUGUGUACGCCAUUGAGGAUCGCAAUGAUAGGCAUCGAAUGCUCAAGUAUACUCCGGAACACAUGCACUGCCUUGCUACGUUCUGGGGUCCUCUUGUCCCGCCCAACACAGGCUUUGUCGCUUUCCAAAACCUGUCAAGCAAUCAGGCAGGAUUUAGGAUAACAGCCACUUCUGUUGUUCUCGAGUAUAGUCACCAAGCCCGUAUCGCAAAGAAAAUCAAGCUGGUUGGUCACCCAUGCAAGAUCAAGAAAAAAACUGCAUUCAUCAAAGACAUGUUCACUUCUGACCUUGAAAUAGCUCGAUUUGAAGGUUCAUCUGUCCGGACAGUUAGUGGCAUUAGAGGACAAGUUAAAAAGGCUGGAAAAAACAUGCUCAAUAACAAUGCACAGGAAGGGAUCGCGAGGUGUACAUUUGAAGAUCAAAUAAAAAUGAGUGACAUAGUCUUCUUAAAGGCUUGGCCGACAGUGGAAGUUCCACAGUUUUAUAAUCCUCUAACUACAGCCUUGCAGCCUCGGGAGAGGACGUGGAGAGGGAUGAGAACGUUUUGGGAGCUUCGCAGGCAGCAAAAUAUUCCUAUUCCGGUGAAUAAAGAUUCACUAUACAAGCCAAUUGAAAGGAAGAUAAAGAAGUUCAAUCCAUUGGUGAUAUCAAAGAAACUACAAGAAGAGUUACCGUUUGCUUCCAAACCCAAAAAUAAACCAGGGCGAAAGAGACCGUCACUAGAUGCUAGAAGAGCUGUUGUAAUGGAGCCGGGAGAAAGAAGAGCUCUUGCUAUCGUUCAACAGUUGAAGCUGAUGAAUAAAGUCAAGAUGAUUAAGAGAAAAGUAAAGGAGCAGGAGAAGAGGAAAGCGUAUGAGGCAGAGAAAGCUAAGGAGGUAAUCUCUAAGAAACGUAACAGAGAGGAGAGACGUGAGAGGUAUCGUACUGAAGAUAAUAAACAGAAGAAUAAGAAGAUGAGACGAAACCAAGAUUAAUACAUUUUUAUUUUGCUAAGACCAAGAUUACUACAUUUUUCUGAUCUCAAACUAGUGUUGCUUCAAACUUUCAUGUCAUUUAUUUAAAGGAAAAAAAAAACUAACUGAAAUUAGAUUGGAAAUGAAGCUAGAUAUCGAAUUACUCUAUAAAUCAUUUGGAUUUGCAUAUUGUAUGAUUGUUUUUUUCUUUCAAUUGUUGGUCUAGUGAUAUACUCAGAAUUUUAAAUUCAACUGCCAAAAGGCCGACAAGUAUGUAUAAAAUUUGUGACAAAACCAAAAAUCACAUGCAUACUAAUAAUAUACGAAGCUUCUUUAAUCAGCUUUCAUGAUGGUGGGAUGAUCAAAAUAUCCUAAACAAUCUUCCUCGGCAAACACAUUAUUUUUGUUAAAGAGUAUAGAGUCUUAUUCUGUCAUGCUUUUCUAUUUGUGAAAGUGAUAAAUAUUCUAUAAAAUAUUUGGCACACUUACUUUAUUUAGCAGUAUCAAAUAAGUCUCUAAUGUGAUGUUCCCAAAAAU
This is a messenger RNA of Brassica rapa (field mustard), 4365 nucleotides long. Its product is annotated as ribosome biogenesis protein BMS1 homolog. Gene Ontology annotation, molecular function: GTPase activity; U3 snoRNA binding; GTP binding. Gene Ontology annotation, biological process: ribosome biogenesis; maturation of SSU-rRNA from tricistronic rRNA transcript (SSU-rRNA, 5.8S rRNA, LSU-rRNA); endonucleolytic cleavage of tricistronic rRNA transcript (SSU-rRNA, 5.8S rRNA, LSU-rRNA). The record is from RefSeq and is a predicted model, not a curated record. Gene Ontology annotation, cellular component: nucleus; 90S preribosome. Lineage: Eukaryota; Viridiplantae; Streptophyta; Magnoliopsida; Brassicales; Brassicaceae.